This is a messenger RNA of Talaromyces proteolyticus, 1756 nucleotides long. RefSeq names its product putative dimethylaniline monooxygenase. Bases 66 to 1529 code for a protein of 487 amino acids. NCBI's taxonomy places the organism in Eukaryota, Fungi, Ascomycota, Eurotiomycetes, Eurotiales, Trichocomaceae. The transcript is spliced from 5 exons. Gene Ontology annotation, molecular function: NADP binding; flavin adenine dinucleotide binding; N,N-dimethylaniline monooxygenase activity. The record is from RefSeq and is a predicted model, not a curated record.
ACCGACUCUCAACCUUGUCUGAAUUUUGAGAUCUUAUUCAUAAUUUGUGAUAGGAACCAUCUAACAUGCAAACAUCCACAAUUAGAUCGGUCGCGAUCAUUGGCGCUGGUGCAGCAGGUGCAGCGGCCGCAGUUGCCUUCGCAGCAGAAGAAUACUUUGAGAAAAUACGGGUAUUUGAAAGGAGGGAAAGCGCCGGUGGAACUUGGAUAUAUGAUCCAGAUCCAAGUCCAACAAUCAAACCUCAGCCAGGAAAGUUACCGCCGGAUCACGAUCUGCCAUUAAACAUCCCCAAACAUUUACCGACGACUAGAGAACACUCGUAUCAGGAGCGAUAUGAAAAGACUCCAAUAUAUAAUGAACUAACGACCAAUGUCCCUGCCAUAGCAAUGUCAUUGUCGGAUAUGCCGUUUCCUUAUGGUCCAUUUGUACCGCAUCAUGUACCAAAGCAGUACAUAGAAAACUACUUCUCAACGCAUGAAGUUGAUAAGUAUCUGGUACUUAACACAACUGUCGAAGAUGUGUCGCGUGAUUAUGACCGGUGGCUAUUGACUUUACGACAAUACCAUGCUGCUGAGCAGGUCGAUCACUGGUGGAAGGAGGAAUUUGACGCGGUUAUUCUUGCAAAUGGGCAUUAUAGUGUUCCUUAUAUCCCAGCCGUGGAAGGUCUUGAGGCUUACGUCGAAAAAUAUCCUGACCGAGUGAUACACUCGAAGUCGUAUCGCUCAGCAGAAAACUUCCGGGGUCGAAAGGUUCUAGUGAUUGGGAACUCGGCUUCUGGACACGACAUCACAUUGGGUGCUGUGAAAACCGCUAGCCUCCCAGUUUAUCAAUCUCGACGUUCGUCCUCGCACUGGGAUGGUAACAAGCCUGAUCCAGGGAUUGUGUGGAAGCCAACCGUGAAAGAAUACUUACCUACAGGAGAAAUCAUAUUUGAAGACGGAACUGUUCUGGACGAUGUCGAUGUGGUGAUUUAUUGCACGGGAUAUAAGGCUUCCUUUCCGUUCUGGAAUGCGAGCGCGAACGGAGGUCCAAUUUUCGACUACAAACAAGACCGCCUUAUCGGAAAUUAUCUGCACACAUUUUUGAUAGAUCAACCAUCACUUGGAAUUGUUGGAAUUCCUCGGACACUGACCUUUCGAAGUUUUAAUUACCAAGCUAUAGCUCUUGCUAGGGUCUUCUCUGGACGCAAUGCACGACCGUUGCCUACAAAGGCCAAACAGCGGGAAUGGGAAGCCCAAAGAUGGGAGUUCGUCCAUAGUAAACAUCGUAAAUUCCACGAUAUAUCAUGGGAUGAUGGCGAAACAAUGAACUAUUUUCGAGAGCUGUAUGAAAUCGCUGGUCUACCACGCAUCGAGGGGCAGGGUUCGACCCCACCUGUUAUGGACGCUGCAACGAGGUGGGCAAUUGAAAAUGUAAAAAAAUACCCAGCUCAUGGAGAUGACGAAGGAGAAGGGCAUUCAAGCAAGCUUGGAGACAGUUGGGCCGUUGUUGAGAGGCGCCAUUGUCGGGAUAGUUUACACUUCAUAUGAGAACAAAGCGUAUAUAAAUGAACCAUGCCUCUCAACCUAAGGAUAUACAUAGGGAUUGAAAUGACGAAUGAAUCAAAAGUUCAGUUCCACAUACGACAAAAGUCGUACUAAGUGGUUCGAAGGCAAACCUUGGUCGUGUAUUACUUGUAUUGACCCUAAAUCUCAGAUCCGGAUUCUCAUUCACCAGAUAUACGGAUUUCAAUGUUAUGUCGCUUGAUGGAAAGUAA